AUGAAAUAUUCAUUAUCUUUUUUUCUUACCACCAUCAUUAUAUGCAUCUUCAUAACAUUUAUUCCAGUCAUUGAAGGCAAUGAAAGAUCUGUCAGUGCAAUUCUAAAUAUAACAUUCAGUGAGUGCAGAAUUUGGGUGCAAGAUGCAAAUGGCAAAUGUAUAGCUGGCGAUAAAGAUUACCAUAAUUGUGAUAAAUUUUUUAUGCGAUUUAAUGUUUCAAAAGUUGGUCCGUAUUGGGUUCAUGCUAAAGUUCAAGGCAGUCUUAGUCGACAAAAAAUUCAGGGUCCUUUUCAGAAUAGCACAUGUCUUCGGAUUUCUGGUAGUAUUUAUAAAUGGCGGAUUGUUAAGAAUAACCUCUCUGAAUGCGCGUCCUUCACUUAG
Dentiscutata erythropus is the source of this 381-nucleotide messenger RNA. The record is from the annotation of a GenBank genome assembly. NCBI's taxonomy places the organism in Eukaryota, Fungi, Glomeromycota, Glomeromycetes, Diversisporales, Gigasporaceae.